AUGUUGCAGUUUCGUAGUGCUUUGAGUUUCGCUAUAUUUUCCCUCACUUUGCUAUCAAUUGGAAUAAAUCCUAGUGAAGGAGAACGACGCGUUGACUUUGUAGGCACCAACUACACUUUCAAUCCGGCUUACUUUACGAGUUUUUCGAUCACAAUUGUGAAUAAAAGCAUAAGCAUGGACAUAGUAUUGCUGAAGCCAAUUCUGCGUGGCUUCAAGGUGCACAUCGACUAUCAGCUGCGUAUGGCCAAUGCCAAGAGCUAUCAAUCGAUCUUCAGUCGCCACGUCGAUGUCUGUGCCAUGGUCAGCACCGUGAAGGAUGGUCUGCUCAAGAGCUGGUUCAAGAGCAUGGCCAGCCACGGCAACUUCAUGGCCAACUGUCCAGUUGAGGUAGGUCAUUACUAUCUGCACAACUGGCGCAUGGGAUCGUCGAUGAUGCAUCAGUUUCUAUACCCGGGAGAGUAUCGCAGUCGCGUGAACUUCUUCUAUGGCAAAUAUAAGACCAAGACCGAAGACCGUGUGCUCUCCAUUGUAAUGGAAUCGCUUAUAUCAAACUGA
Drosophila nasuta is the source of this 555-nucleotide messenger RNA. RefSeq lists its product as uncharacterized. Lineage: Eukaryota; Metazoa; Arthropoda; Insecta; Diptera; Drosophilidae. The record is from RefSeq and is a predicted model, not a curated record. The transcript has 2 exons. The coding region runs from base 1 to 555 and encodes 184 amino acids.